CGCAGGUAGAGAGCGCUGUAGUCUCGGCCAAGGGGAGGCAGCUCGGCGGGUUCCACCUCCUUUCCCUCCCCGCCCUCUCCCCACGAGUUAUGUCAUCGUGAAGCCGGGAAGGAGAGAGACCAGAGUGCGCUGGCUUCGGUCUUCUCCGCACUGCGGGCCUGCCGCUCUGCGCCCGGGUGGUGCCACCGCAGGAGCACGCAAGCCGCGACACUCCCCCAGAUCGCCUUUGUCUGGAAGCCGCUUCUGGAAUCGCUGCUUUCUGUGGGAUCUGAGAGCUGCCAGCCAGCGGUCUGUGACAGCUCCCUCCCUGAACCCCGAUCUUCGCGCGCCAGAGAACCAUCUGGAGCGGAGGGGAGAUUGGAGCCGCGAGUGCUUCCCGGCUCCCCGGUGGAUGCGCUUGCGACCUCCAGCACGCGCGCCUGGGAGGAAGAAGGAGACUGAGCUGUUGGCCAGACCAUUCUAGGUUACUUCUCUCUCCGGGACCCGCUGGACGCAAGCCUGAGCCGAGGACACCCUGGGCUUUGAGCAGCCGCCGCGGUGAAGAGACUGAGCUAACUUUUGGCUUCCGGAGUUCCCGGGCUUCUCUUCUCCAGCCCCCAGCCCCUGCUGCCCCUCUUCCCUUCACCUCCACGUUCCAGCCCGAGAGACCAAUGCCUCCACAGCAAGGGGACCCGGAGUACAUCAGCAAGCCGGUGACUGGCUGCUGCGGCUGCGAGGUGCCCCCGGUGCCCCCGCGUCGGGUGCGCAGCGGCCGGACCGCGGCGCUGGGGACGCGCUGUCGCGCCGGCGGCGCCGAGAGGCGCAGCAUCAAGUGCGUGCUGGUCGGAGACGGCGCCGUGGGGAAAACGAGCCUGGUGGUGAGCUACACCACCAACGGCUACCCCACCGAGUACAUUCCCACCGCCUUCGACAACUUCUCGGAAACUUCCAAGCCCUGCUUUAAUGAAGACCCCUGCUCCCCACCUCCCCUCCAUCAAAUACCAGCAUCCUGGAGGAAAGCUGUGGUAUCUGUAGAUGGGCGACCCGUGAGACUUCAGCUCUGUGACACGGCUGGCCAGGAUGAGUUUGACAAGCUGAGGCCUCUCUGCUACACAAACACAGACAUCUUCCUGCUGUGCUUCAGUGUUAUGAGCCCCUCAUCUUUCCAGAAUGUGAGUGAGAAAUGGGUACCAGAGAUUCGAUGCCACUGUCCCAAAGCCCCCAUCAUUCUGGUUGGAACUCAGUCAGAUCUCAGAGAAGAUGUCAAAGUCCUCAUUGAACUGGACAAAUGCAAAGAGAAGCCAGUGCCUGAGGAGGCGGCUAAGUUGUGUGCCGAGGAAAUCAAAGCUGCCUCUUACAUAGAAUGUUCGGCCUUGACUCAGAAAAAUCUCAAAGAGGUCUUUGAUGCCGCCAUCGUUGCUGGCAUUCAAUACUCAGACACUCAGCAACAGCCAAAGAAGUCCAAGAGUAGGACUCCAGACAAGGUGAAAAAUCUCUCCAAGUCCUGGUGGAAAAAAUACUGCUGUUUCGUAUAAUGCUGGCAGAAACUCAGAAAAGCUGUUUUCGGAUGACAUCAAUAUUAGAAGCUAUAUUAGCUGAAAUGACUCCUUUUACUGUGUAGAACUUGUAUAGAGACUGUGUGUGUAUAUGUAAUAUAGAAGGAGUUUUCAAUUUGUGUAUUCUUUCUGGCUUUUAAUUUUCUUGUUUGUUUGAACUUAGAGAUGAGACAGUUAUGCAAAGUUUUUGAAUUAAGUUAAGAAUUUUUCAUAACUCUGGAAAUGUAGAGCUCUAGAUCUCUGAAGUAAUUUACAUCUAAUAUGAAAAGGACACCUCUGAUCUGGAUGUCAGGAAUGAAAUUUUGCUGCAUUAUAAUGGACAGGAGAAAAAAGAGGGGGAUGUUUGUGGUUAGCCCUCCCUUGAUUAAGGGCUACUUAAUGUAACUGUGCAUUAUGUUCGUAAGGGCAACCAUGGUAAGAACGACUCUUAGCUUUGAAACUCCUUGCAAACCAUACUAUUUUAUUAAAGAGCAAAAAAAAUCUGAGAAAGAAAAUGAAAGCAACUCUGCCUACAAAACCUCAAAGCAAUCACUGGUUGAGUCUCUUGUCAUUUAGCCCAUUGAUUAAGAUUUGAAACCAACCCAACCAACAUCCCACUGAUUAUAUAGCACUGUGUAGAUCAAAAAGGAAACCUAUGUAUUGAGCUUUUUUGUUCUUAGAUAGUUGUGUUGCCACUGCAUAAAAGGAGCCAAAAUGCCAUGUGGAAUAAAGCAGGUGUUAGUUAAGAGCUCUUACAUUUUCUUUAGGGAGUGAAGCAUGUUGAGAUCAGAAAGUGACAUUUGCUUACAGCAGCUCACUGCAGAGUGUUCUCUUCUUUAGGUACUGUAAAGUGUGUUCCAAACUGCCUAAAUCCUAAGUAAUUAGAGAACUGGGGAGCAUCUAUCUUCAUUUUUCCCCCAUCUCUACAAGGAAGUGAACACUCUUGAAAGGCCUACAGCAAAUGUUUUUUGGACAUAAAAUGUAGUUUUUUUCCAUUAGGUCAGCCAAAAUGUACGUCUGCAUACACAACAUAUGGAUAAAUGGCUGUGUAUGCCUCAGAUUCUGUCUUUUAAAACAUUAAUGGAAAAUAGUGCAUGGUCACAAAAAAAAAGAUUUUAGUUAAGAUUGGCUUCCUCUUCCCGUUAAAACUCUUUUUGAAUAGACAUCAUUUUGAUUAAACCCUAGAUAUGGUUUUACAUAUAACUUACUUAUUUUUGAGAUCCUAAAAAAGAAAUAAACAACCUGAAACCUGUGAGAACAUUCAGUUAAAUCCACAUUUAACAGUUGAACGGUUAAAUCGUUCAACUGAAAGCAGAGGAUGGGGGGUGGGGGGCAUGCCCGCUGCUCUCAGGCCAGCAGGGAGGAGCUGGGACACCUCCCAUUCAGCUGCUGCCUUGCUGUGGGGCAUUAAGAAAAUGACAUAUUUGUAGUAGAUUUUAGGGCUUAAUCUUCUGGAGAAAAAAGUGCCAUAUCAGGAAAGUAGCCUUUACUAUGUGAUAGGUAUGCUUCUGACAUGCCAAAAGAUAGCAUAAAUGCAGUUCAUUGUAAUGUCAGGCUUGCAGUGGGUUAAACAAAUUUACCCAAAUCAAUGCAAUAGCUAACUCUAGGGAAAUCAUUGUAAAGCCAGUGGAUAGACAAGUUUUAUCUUUUUGUAGGUCUUGUGUUAUUUUUUUUUUAAUAUAUAUUUUUUUAAAAAGUCCAAUUUGUGUUUUCCUAUAGAAAAAAUAAAAGAUCAGACUAUGUUUUAGGGUAAGGGCCUUUUUUAUUCUUGCUAGUAAAUAAAAUUAAAGAAGUUCUUUGUUUAACAAAGAUUAAUCUUUAAACCACUAAAAUACAUGGACGGUUUGCUAUUCAUUUUUCAGUAUAUUGAAGCUGAUAUCAGGUUUCCAAAAUGUUUAGCUACAAUAUGAGUGGAUAAAAUUACUCCAUUUGUUGAAAUACGUAAAAUAAACCUAAUUAAAUUCAUCCUAAUCUUGCCAUGCCUAGCUCACCCAUUUGUGGAAAACCAUGCUUUCCAGCCUAGGAUUUGCCUGCCCUGGCAUUGCAGAGAUGAGGGUAACAAGGAAAGCUAGUGUAUAUUCCUAAUGGUGGGGUGGAGGGUUGGGGGAUAAGUUAUUUAACUGGUAAGUAAUUUUAAACACUAUUUUUAUACGAAAGGAAAUGUCAUGGAGUACAGUGCAAAUUAAUUUAAAAUUAAACACAAAUCUCAAAAGAACUUUUAUGCAUGUGACUGUAUAUCAGGCCACACUUAGUACCCGCAAGAUCUGCCUUCAUAUCCCCUGCCUUUUUAAGGGGCACUUGUGUAAGUAAAGCAAUGAAAGAUCUGUGUGGUCCAGUUCUGAGAGCUUUACAUGGGUCAUUUACUUUUUAGCAGGUUGUGCCUAAUGCUGUACUGCAAACCCAGAAAAUGAAGAAACAACUUGCCUUUAUGCAAUCUGGACUAUUAAUGCUGAAAUCUAGUGGGUUGACAUUUGAGUGUGACAGUUUUUAAUGAGUUGCUGCAUUUUAUAGAUGAGUAAGGGUACGGUUUUACUCCAGGUUUUCCUGCAUUUUAUUUCUUUGUGAAAAUAGGGAUUUGGGAGGGAAAUUUUUUUUAAAGUGUGUAUUUGAAUUAAAGUUGAUUCACUUUAAAGCUCAAAAAUUAUUCUACUUACAGCUUGGUAUUGCAGAGAAGAUUUUUUCUAAAUGUUGUGCUUUAGAGAAUGCUACUUUAGCUUUAACUCCUAAAGUAUAGGCCAAUGUCAUAAUUUAAGAAGUACCAUAUACUCCAAAAACUGUUCUGUUGUAUCUUUUUACCAUGUAUAUAUAAAUGAACAUUUUAUAAUGCUGUUCUCUGUUCUUGACAUACUUAAGAAAUUGUGCAGGUAUUACAUAAGCCAAAAUGAGAGCAAGGUCUUCUCCCCAGACUCUCGUAACCUGGUGCCUUACCAAGUUGUGCUUUUCUGUUUUUAAGUAUAAAUGAUGUGGAGCAGAAUGUUGUACUUGAAAAUGCCAUAAAUGAGGUGGUAUGAAAUAAAUUCUGAGCUAUGUGUA
Choloepus didactylus (southern two-toed sloth) is the source of this 4547-nucleotide messenger RNA. RefSeq names its product ras homolog family member U (gene RHOU). Gene Ontology annotation, biological process: small GTPase-mediated signal transduction. The coding region runs from base 651 to 1514 and encodes 287 amino acids. The transcript is spliced from 4 exons. Gene Ontology annotation, molecular function: GTP binding; GTPase activity. NCBI's taxonomy places the organism in Eukaryota, Metazoa, Chordata, Mammalia, Pilosa, Megalonychidae. The record is from RefSeq and is a predicted model, not a curated record.